This is a messenger RNA of Ogataea philodendri, 492 nucleotides long. RefSeq lists its product as uncharacterized. The transcript has a single exon. Lineage: Eukaryota; Fungi; Ascomycota; Pichiomycetes; Pichiales; Pichiaceae. The coding region runs from base 1 to 492 and encodes 163 amino acids. The record is from RefSeq and is a predicted model, not a curated record.
AUGUCUAAGAGAUCGAAUAAUUUCUGGUUUCGUGCGGCCGCAUCUGCAACCAUUCUUGUUGCUGGGUUGGUGAUUGGCCGUAUUGUUUACCAAGUGACGGAAUCUCCCAAUACCGCAAACUCAAACCUGCAGAAAAAAACUAUACAGCCGGAGACCCGUUCUAUCACAAUUGUUGUGUCGAAAUCGUAUGCACACAUUAUUGAGCCGAGAUUGUUCGACAAGUAUCCGAACAUAACAGUUGUCCUGCAUCCUGCACUGGCCAAAUCCGAGAUUGUUAGUCAGCUGGGGUUGGCUGACGUCGAGUCUCGGAUCAUACAAACUGAGCACGAGGAGAGUAUCUUCCACAUCAUGAAACAAUUAGGAUCGUCAUACAACUUUGUCUCAUUACAUGACCUCGACAUGAGCCCAGAAAAGAUCGAGACCUUCCACCUGGACAGUUUCGUUGGAAAUAUUAGCGAUCUAGACAGUUUGGACGACUAUUUAGCAUAUUAA